AUGGCGGCCGACGCCCCCACAAAUAAUGCGACCACCCCAGCAGACUCCAACGAGCAUGCAGAUGCCCCCGCGCCCGUCGUGCUCGACGACGUCGUCGCGGCGCUCCGGACGCUGCCCGAGGGCGAGCGCAAGUUUGGCGCCGCGGCGCUGGUGCGCUUUGGCGACCUGAUGAAGAAGGUGCAGGUCGCCCUGCUGACGCGCAACCCCGAGACGGAGGAGAUUGUCGAUCAGGACAGGAUCCUGAUCACUUACCUGUCGGCCUACUUUAAUGGCGUGGCGGCGACCCCCCAGAUCAUCCAUGGGGAUAUGAUGGAGCGAGCCCUGGUGGCCAGCGGCAUGGUGAUGCCGUUUGCGGGGCCGUCCCAAUCCGGCGGCGCUGCGCGCUUCGGCGUUCCUACCAAGGUGACGCCCGAGGUGGUGUGCGACUCCAUUUCCGAGCUCGCGCGCAUGGCAGCGGCGGCGCUGCUGGCGCUGUUUGUGUACCUGAACUUCCGGCGCCAGGGGGCGGACCUGCCGUCUGACGAGGCGGUUCUCGUGUUCUCCACUAUAGCCAUCAACUCAACUGCCAACGCGGCAAACGCUGAGGCGAUAGACAAGCAGAUAGACGAGCUUGGGGUGGACGGCGCAGUGCACUGCGCACAGAUCCGCUGGCUGAUGCACUUUGUGCGGCAGCUGGUGAUGGGCCAGAUGGGGGCCGUCAGCCACGUGAUGGACGACAAGAACCGCCACGCAGAGUGCCUGGUUGCCGCGCAGCACGACCACAGGCUGAUGGUCAAGGCUCUGCCAGACAUGGCCAGCGGUUACAGCCUGUGGGCCCGCAGUGCGAUGGGCUUCCAAAGCAUGGGCGUCGCCUCAGCAGUUCUGGCCAAGGGUCUUGAGGUGGCGGUCGCAGCCGGCGACGACAGCUGGGAGGCCGCCAUGAGCUUCCAAAUGGGGGUCGCCAAGGUCCUGGGAGGCAGCACCAGCAGCAGCAGCAGCGGCGGCGGCGGCGAUCGGGAAGGCGCCGGCCCGGCGGCCGACGCGGGCGCGGAGGCACCGGCAGCCGCAGAGGUGUUUGACUGCUCAGAGGUCCUUGAACUGCAGCGGCGCGGCGAGGCGGCGGCGGCGUCGGUUGCGUCGUGGUGGCCGGCUGCAUGGCCGGACGCGAUGCCGCGCGGCGAGCCCGACCGCACCGUUCUCGCCGAGAAGCUCAUACCCAUGGCCGAGGAGAAGUCCGGCGUGAAGUUUGCAGAGGGCGAGAAGAUCCCGGUGCUGCAGGGGGUGCUGUACGUGACGCGGGCGCCGACGAGCGUGCCGCCGGGGGCGCUGGACCAGCUCGGGGUGGGGGGCCAGAUCGCGGAAGGCGAGGAGGCGGGGCCUGGGCAGGUGAUCAACGUGUGA
Molecule: messenger RNA, 1380 nt
Organism: Monoraphidium neglectum
Lineage: Eukaryota; Viridiplantae; Chlorophyta; Chlorophyceae; Sphaeropleales; Selenastraceae
Exons: 8
Coding region: 1-1380 (459 amino acids)
Source: RefSeq, a predicted model, not a curated record